Messenger RNA from Mugil cephalus (flathead mullet), 1280 nucleotides. Its product is annotated as zinc finger protein 112-like. The record is from RefSeq and is a predicted model, not a curated record. Lineage: Eukaryota; Metazoa; Chordata; Actinopteri; Mugiliformes; Mugilidae. Gene Ontology annotation, molecular function: DNA-binding transcription factor activity, RNA polymerase II-specific; RNA polymerase II cis-regulatory region sequence-specific DNA binding. The coding region runs from base 110 to 1201 and encodes 363 amino acids. Gene Ontology annotation, biological process: regulation of transcription by RNA polymerase II. Gene Ontology annotation, cellular component: nucleus. The transcript has 3 exons.
AGAAUAAGCAGAAGAAGAAGCGCAAGAUCCGCACCGGGUGACACUUUCCAUGUGGAUCCCUUUAAAGUGUUUCCGGUUGUAGGUAAAAUAAAAAUAAAAGACAGUUACGAUGACUUUAAGGCAACGUUUCAGGCAGUUUAUCAACGAUCGAUUAACCGACGCAGCCGAAGAGACGUUCACGGUCUUUAAGGAAACUCUCGUCCACUACGAGGAGGAGAUCGAACGGCAGCGGAAACUGUUGGAUAUCGUCACGAAACCAGGAAUAAAGUCACAAAGUAAAGAUGUCCCGCACCAACUUCACCAUAAGGAGGAGGAGGAGGAGGAGGAAGAGGAGGAGGUUCUUGUCGACGAGCAGCCCUGUAACCAGGAGAGGAACUCCAGUCUGGAGCAGGGGGAACCAGAGCCUCCACGGAUUAAAGAGGAACAGCAGGAACUCUGCACAAAUCAGAAGGAGGAGCAGAUUGAAGUAAAGGAGGAGGUUAAUAUUCUUAUGGUGGGUCCUGCUUAUGAUGAAAGUGACCACGGUGACUUUCCUGUAGCUCAGAACCAGCACCAGGAGCAAUUAGACUCAGGAUCGGGCACUAAUGUGGAGUUGGAGCGCGUCUCGCCCGCAUCAGAGGCUCAGUGUAACACAGAUGAAAAGUCUAUAACAUGUAAAGUGUGUGGGAAAGUUUAUAAGUAUCAGUCUGACCUCAUUAUACAUCAGAGAGUCCACACCGGCGAGAGGCCGCAUUCCUGCAAGAUAUGCGGGGAAAGUUUCGGGCGAAGCAAUAAUUUAAACAUCCACAUGAGAAGGCACACGGGUGAGAGGCCGUACCCCUGCAAAAUAUGCGGCAAGAGUUUCAGUCAAAACGCUAAUUUGGUUUGCCACAUGCGAACCCAUACGGGGGAGAGGCCGUAUUCUUGCGAGACGUGCGGGAAAAGUUUCAGCGUGAACGACCAUUUAAACAUGCACAUGCGGAUGCACACGGGCGAGAAGCCGUACAUCUGUGAAACAUGCGGGAAAACCUUCAGCCGACAGUCCCAUCUGAUCAGCCACACGAGGAUUCAUACGGACGAGAAACCGUAUUCCUGCAAAACAUGCGGAGAAGGUUUCAGGCGGAGCACUUAUUUAAGAACCCACAUGAGAACGCACACGAGAGGCCGCGUACUCCUGCAAAGUGUGCGGGAAAAGUUGCAACCAGCUUCAACUUUGUUGUAGAAAAUGUUUAACAAAUAAACUUUUUGUCUCUCUCUUUCCAAGUGUAUUUUAUUCAAAAAGUGUUGUUCUCCAUCAAAUA